This is a messenger RNA of Aaosphaeria arxii CBS 175.79, 585 nucleotides long. RefSeq names its product lytic polysaccharide monooxygenase. NCBI's taxonomy places the organism in Eukaryota, Fungi, Ascomycota, Dothideomycetes, Pleosporales. The annotation marks the transcript as partial. The record is from RefSeq and is a predicted model, not a curated record. The transcript has a single exon.
CGCAAGCAGUCCUCCAACUACCCCCUCGAAGAUGUCACCAGCAAAGACAUGGCCUGCAACGUCGGAGGCGACACCGGCGUGCAGGGCCUGAUCAGCGUUCCCCAGGGCGCGGAGUUGACCUUCGAGUUCAAGGCAUCCCUCAUCGACAAGUCGAAGCCCCGCCUCGAGCCCGGCCACAAAGGUCCUUGCGCCGUGUACCUCAAGAAAGUCGAUUCUGCCGAGAAGGCCGCUGGCUCGGGUAGCGGCUGGUUCAAGGUCUGGGACGAGGGCUACGACUCGGCGAGCGGACAGUGGUGCACCACGAAAUACACACCGACUGGAAAAUUCACCAUCACCCUGCCAAAGGGCCUCCAAGCCGGAGAGUAUCUAGCCAAGCCUGAAUUGCUCGCCCUUCACAACGCCCUCGAGGGUCGUCCUCAGUUCUUUACCGGAUGCAUGCAGAUCAAGAUCGAGGGCGAAGGCAACCUCGUCCCGGAGUCCACCGUCAGUAUCCCCGGAUACGUCAAGGCUUCAGACGAGAGCGUGACCUUCAACAUCUACAGCAAGGGCAAGGAAUCUACAUACAAGACUCCCGGCCCCUCUGUC